Messenger RNA from Alternaria ethzedia, 678 nucleotides. RefSeq lists its product as uncharacterized. Gene Ontology annotation, cellular component: Swr1 complex; NuA4 histone acetyltransferase complex. Lineage: Eukaryota; Fungi; Ascomycota; Dothideomycetes; Pleosporales; Pleosporaceae. The transcript has 6 exons. Gene Ontology annotation, biological process: regulation of transcription by RNA polymerase II; chromatin remodeling. The record is from RefSeq and is a predicted model, not a curated record. Gene Ontology annotation, molecular function: histone binding. The coding region runs from base 1 to 678 and encodes 225 amino acids.
AUGCCUGACGUCAAGCGAUGGGUCAAGCUCAUCACUCACCAGAAGCCCAUCGCGGAGCCUUCGCCCGUUGAGGGAUACCCCAUGCGAUCAUGGAGCAUAGAGGUCUGGCUGCUGGAUGACCAGGGCAACGAGGUCAUGCCCAGCGUCUUCGAGAAGGCCGUCUACAACCUGCAUCCUUCAUUCGAGAAGAACAAGCACAUCAUCAAGAAGCCGCCGUUCCGCAUCGAUGAGAAGGGUUGGGGUGAGUUCGACAUGAGCAUUGUCUUGUCCGCUGUUGGCAAGGGCGGUGAUCACACCCUCGAGCACGACCUCAACUUCCAGUCGGAGCGUUAUGAGGCCAAGCACCAAGUUACUUUCCGCAACCCCAAGCCUGAGCUCCUCGCCCUCCUCGCCGAGUCUGGUCCCGCCGAGGCCAACGGCAUGCGCAACAAGGACGCCGCCAAGAAGAAGGGCCGGAGAGACAAGAACGUAGACAUGGAGAAGUUGGCCGAUGGACUGCAGAAGCUGGGUGAGGAUGACCUGCUGCACGUGGUCACCUUGGUCCACGACAACAAGACCAGCGAGACGUACACUAAGAAUGACGUCGAGAAUGGCGAGUUCCACGUCGACCUCUACACCCUACCCGAUUCCCUAGUCAAGAUGCUCUGGGACUUCACGUCCUCGAAAGUCGAUUUAUAG